UAUAUACAUUUGCCCAUUUAUUCAGGCCUAUAUAUAAGGUUCCCAAAUGAAGAUUUAAUUUUUUCAAAGAAAUCAUUUUCCCAAUGGUUUCAGAAUGAGAUACUGAUGCUUAAUUGUGUUGUAUCAUUAUUGCAUAAAAACAUUUCUAAACUCAUGAACAACAAUUAUUAAAUUAAAAAUAUGAGGAAAUGGUAAUUGCUAUUAAUAAUGUUUGAAAAAUGAAGAACAAAAACAAGGCUUUUGAAUUUGUAACAUUUUAGAAAGCAGCAGAAUCAUUCAUAAAAUAAUGUAUUACCAUUAUGCACUUAGCAUUACUGUUCUCUGCUGUUCUAAUUCUUAUGCAACAACAGCAUCUAUUUGUUAAAAUCAGGGCAAUGCUAAAUACAGCUGCAUGCUAUUUUUUGCUUCUCCUUCUCCUAAACAUUGCUGUAUUAUUUAACAAAACAUAAUUUUCAUUGUAAUAUAAAAUUAACUGAAUUUUGCUAUUUUAAACAUACAUUUUUUUUAUUUUUGACAGGCUGUUUUAGGUUUAUACUUAGCAUUCAAAAUUUCAAAAUGUUUAUUGGUAGCUUUUACAUUGUUGUUGAAUUAUUGGCAGGCCAUCCUUCCUGAAGGACAGGAAUAUCAUCUCUGCUGGUAUUCAGCAAUGGGUGAAGGCAAGUUUAAGUGUGAAAUAAGACUGCCCAUCACUACUGCAGAAGAUGCAAGAGCUUGGUUUGACCAACACAAGAAAAAGGCCCAGAUUACAUGGCGCGUAAGAACAACUGCCCGAGUUACUGGGAAAGGAACCCUACUGAAAACCUAUUACAGGUGUCAGCACAAUACUUUACCAAGAAGUAAAACAGCAGAUGAGAAGCCAAACUCCAAAAAUACAAAUUGUCCCGCUCAGAUGACCUUGACAGUCAAAGCAACUACCAUGAAAAAAAGCAGUGACCAUCAUUUGCCAGCUUUGCCUAUGAUUGUGCAUAUUGAGCAUGUGCAUAAUCAUCCAAUCACAGGCAAUGCCAAAGUAAUGCAGCACCAGGAUGUCUCAGAGGACACAAUUCAAAAAUUCAAAGAUUUGUUUGCUAGAGGGCACACUCCAGCAUCUGCUCUCAAUAUGCACAAAUUUAAUCGUCACAUGGGGCACCCAGACAAUUACAUCUAUUUGGCCUCUGACCGUUCAAUUUGUCCAGACUUGAGUUUUGUUUACAAGUAAGUAAAGUCUCUUGUGAUACUACAUUAAGUGCAUCAUUCAUUGAACAUUAAAUGGGCUACUCUUUAAUGUUGCAAUGCACAAGGUUACAUUUUCAAAUAAGGUCAUUUUUUUGUGUUUUCUGUUGGAAAGAAGCAAUGUAUAUGGGGUCAAAUUAAAUGUAGCAACUUAUCAUGGAUCAUAAAGUUGUAAUACAAGUUAAAACUGGAAUAAGAUUGAGAUUUUUCCUGAUAGGCCUCUUGGUACCAAAAUUAUUCAAUUGUCCACAAGAAGUGAUGGUUACUUCCAUUUUUAGUUUAAACAUUAGUUUAAUAAAAUAAGUCCGCGAGACAAUGCAGUGUUCAGAAGUGACAAUUUAAUUCUCCCAGAUGCUAUUCUCAAUUUAAACAUGCACAAAUAUGCCUUUUUUUCCAGACUGUAUGCCAAAGUUUUCCAAAAGAGCUAUGGUGCAGAUUCAGGACAAGGUCUCCUGACUGCUGUAAAUAGUAUGAUUGAGAACUAUAACAAUGAACAGAAACUGAAGUGUGCAUCAAUGGAGCUCAUUAAGGACAAGACUGUGAUUGCUGUGUAUACUCCUUUAAUGAGGCGUAUUAGUGAGAAGCAUAGGGCCAGCUGUGAACUAGUUUUCAUUGAUGCUACAGGAUGAGUAGACCGUUACAACUGCAGGGUCUUCCUCCUUCUUACACACAGUCCUGCUGGAGGUUUGCCACUAGGGUGCAUUAUAACCACCUCUGAAUCAAGAGAUGCCCUAGAGCUAGGCUUUGACUUGUACAAGAGGCUGCUCUCA
This is a messenger RNA of Pomacea canaliculata, 1982 nucleotides long. RefSeq lists its product as uncharacterized. The coding region runs from base 647 to 1198 and encodes 183 amino acids. The transcript has 2 exons. NCBI's taxonomy places the organism in Eukaryota, Metazoa, Mollusca, Gastropoda, Architaenioglossa, Ampullariidae. The record is from RefSeq and is a predicted model, not a curated record.